Marmota monax (woodchuck) is the source of this 1153-nucleotide messenger RNA. It is a transcript of the gene Eif3g, whose product is annotated as eukaryotic translation initiation factor 3 subunit G. Gene Ontology annotation, cellular component: cytoplasm; eukaryotic translation initiation factor 3 complex. The transcript is spliced from 11 exons. Lineage: Eukaryota; Metazoa; Chordata; Mammalia; Rodentia; Sciuridae. Bases 90 to 1052 code for a protein of 320 amino acids. The record is from RefSeq and is a predicted model, not a curated record. Gene Ontology annotation, molecular function: RNA binding; translation initiation factor activity.
UACUCUAGCCGGCGGCGGAACCAGAAGUUUCGUUCCCCCGCACUUCCGCCCUCUGGCCCGGGCUUAAGCUGCGUGGGGAAGACUUGGCGAUGCCGACCGGAGACUUUGAUUCGAAGCCCAGCUGGGCCGACCAGGUGGAAGAGGAGGGAGAGGACGACAAAUGUGUCACCAGCGAGCUCCUCAAGGGCAUCCCUCUGGCCACUGGCGACACCAGCCCAGAACCUGAGCUACUUCCAGGAGCUCCACUGCCACCUCCUAAGGAGGUUAUCAAUGGAAACAUAAAGACAGUGACUGAGUACAAGAUAGAUGAAGACGGCAAGAAAUUCAAGAUUGUCCGCACCUUCAGGAUUGAGACCCGAAAGGCCUCUAAGGCUGUUGCAAGGAGGAAGAACUGGAAGAAAUUCGGAAACUCAGAGUUUGACCCACCAGGCCCCAAUGUGGCCACCACCACAGUCAGUGAUGAUGUCUCCAUGACAUUCAUCACCAGCAAAGAGGACCUGAACUGCCAGGAGGAGGAGGAUCCGAUGAACAAGCUCAAGGGCCAGAAGAUAGUGUCCUGUCGCAUCUGCAAGGGUGACCACUGGACCACCCGCUGCCCGUACAAGGACACGCUUGGGCCCAUGCAGAAGGAGUUGGCAGAGCAGCUAGGCUUGUCCACGGGCGAGAAGGAGAAGCUGCCGGGAGAACUGGAGCCCGUGCAGGCCGCACAGAACAAGACUGGGAAGUACGUGCCACCGAGCUUGCGGGAUGGGGCCAGUCGCCGUGGGGAGUCCAUGCAGCCUAACCGCAGAGCUGAUGACAACGCCACCAUUCGUGUCACCAACCUAUCCGAGGACACGCGUGAGACAGACCUGCAGGAGCUUUUUAGGCCCUUUGGCUCCAUCUCUCGCAUCUAUCUGGCUAAGGACAAGACCACUGGCCAGUCCAAGGGCUUUGCCUUCAUAAGCUUCCACCGCCGGGAGGACGCCGCACGUGCCAUCGCCGGGGUGUCUGGUUUCGGCUACGACCACCUCAUCCUCAAUGUGGAAUGGGCCAAGCCAUCAACCAACUGAGCCACCUGUCACCACUGCCACUGCUGUCCAGCCUAGACCUCUGUGACGGAAAGGAGCCUCCAAGAGCAGGGGACUCCAAGGGCAUUAAAAGGCUCAAAGCA